UCCCCCUGCCCCAUUGAUGUGUUAUCACUGGGGGGGCUGGAGCAGUAAAAAAAGAAGGAGGAAAAAACGCGCGGGGCUGGGCGGGGAGCGCGGGCGCGGGGCGGCCGGGCAGCGGCGGCGAUGGAAGAACUCACGGCGUUCGUCUCCAAGUCUUUCGACCCGAAAGUGAAGGAGAAGAAGGAGGCCAUCACGUACCGGGAGGUGCUGGAGAGCGGGCCGCUACGCGGGGCCAAGGAGCCCGGGGGCGCCGAGCCGAGCCGCGAGGAGCGCUGCAGCCCGGCAGUCCGGGCGGCCGGCGGAGGCGGCGGCGGCGGGGGAGGCGGAGGCGGAGGCGCAGGAGGAGGAGGAGGAGGAGCGGCGGGCGCGGGCGCUGGCGGCGGGCGCUCUCCCGCCCGGGAGCUGGACAUGGGCGCCGCCGAGCGCAGCCGGGAGCCGGGCAGCCCGCGGCUCACCGAGGGUAACGCGCGGCGCGUGGGGAGCACCCCCAGGGCCCCGGGGAGCCGAUCGGGGGUGGGGUUGGCGAUCCGGGUGUCGCCGGAGCUGAAAGAUCGCAAAGAGGAUGCGAAAGGGAUGGAGGACGAAGGCCAGACCAAGAUCAAGCAGAGGCGAAGUCGGACGAAUUUCACUCUGGAACAACUCAACGAGCUGGAAAGGCUCUUCGACGAGACCCACUACCCUGACGCCUUCAUGCGCGAGGAACUGAGCCAGCGGCUGGGACUGUCGGAGGCCCGAGUGCAGGUUUGGUUUCAAAAUCGAAGAGCUAAGUGUAGAAAACAAGAAAAUCAACUUCACAAAGGAGUCCUCAUCGGGGCAGCCAGCCAGUUUGAAGCCUGCCGAGUUGCACCCUAUGUCAAUGUGGGCGCUUUACGGAUGCCCUUCCAACAGGAUAGUCAUUGCAACGUGACGCCCUUGUCCUUUCAGGUUCAGGCGCAGCUGCAGCUGGACAGCGCCGUGGCGCACGCGCACCACCACCUGCACCCGCACCUGGCCGCGCACGCGCCCUACAUGAUGUUCCCGGCACCGCCCUUCGGACUCCCGCUGGCCACGCUGGCCGCAGACUCGGCCUCGGCCGCCUCAGUCGUGGCCGCCGCCGCCGCCGCCAAGACCACCAGCAAGAACUCCAGCAUCGCCGAUCUCAGACUAAAAGCCAAAAAGCACGCGGCCGCCCUGGGCCUGUGAUGCCGCACGUGUCCGCGCCCCUGCGCCCCGCUCCCCAGCGCUGGACCCCACCCCGGGAGCUGUGGAGAGGCUGGAGGCUGCAGACAGUGGCUAGGCUGGAGAAGUGGACUUCUGCCGGCGCAGGAAGGAGAAUCCUGUUGGUUUAAA
Suncus etruscus (white-toothed pygmy shrew) is the source of this 1326-nucleotide messenger RNA. RefSeq names its product short stature homeobox 2 (gene SHOX2). The transcript is spliced from 5 exons. Gene Ontology annotation, molecular function: sequence-specific double-stranded DNA binding; DNA-binding transcription factor activity, RNA polymerase II-specific. Lineage: Eukaryota; Metazoa; Chordata; Mammalia; Eulipotyphla; Soricidae. Gene Ontology annotation, biological process: regulation of transcription by RNA polymerase II. The record is from RefSeq and is a predicted model, not a curated record. The coding region runs from base 121 to 1179 and encodes 352 amino acids. Gene Ontology annotation, cellular component: nucleus.